Molecule: messenger RNA, 1251 nt
Organism: Sinocyclocheilus grahami
Lineage: Eukaryota; Metazoa; Chordata; Actinopteri; Cypriniformes; Cyprinidae
Product: DNA (cytosine-5)-methyltransferase 3B-like
Exons: 4
Coding region: 1-453 (150 amino acids)
Source: RefSeq, a predicted model, not a curated record
AUGGUUAUGAAUUAUCAUGCAUUUAUCUGUUUCCAGUGUAAUCCUGUGAUGAUUGAUGCUGUGAAAGUAAGCCCAGCCCACAGGGCCCGUUACUUCUGGGGAAAUGUACCUGGAAUGAACCGACCACUUGCUACUUCACUCGCUGAUAAAGCAGAUCUGCAGGACUGCCUGGAGGUCGGACGAACUGCAAUGUUCAACAAAGUUCGCACGAUCACCACCAAGUCCAAUUCCAUCAAACAAGGGAAGAUGGGACCUCUACCAGUCACCAUGAAUGGAAAAGAGGACUAUCUUUGGUGCACUGAAAUGGAGAGAAUAUUUGGGUUCCCAAAGCAUUACACAGAUGUGAAUAAUAUGGGGCGGGGACAGAGGCAGAAGUUGCUUGGGCGGUCCUGGAGCGUUCCCGUGAUCCGACACCUCUUUGCCCCACUAAAGGAUUACUUUGCUUGCGAGUAAAACCACCGUCUGGUCCAGGCAGCACUGGCACUGGAGGUCCAAAUCGAGUCUCUCAGAUAUAUGAAAUUGAUGAUUUUUUCCCCCCUGCAGAUUCUGACUUCACAGAAUAUUUUCCAAUUUUAAUGUUGCAUUUGUUCUAAACGUUCAGAGAGCAUGUUAUCCUGAUGAUUUAUCCUUGGAAUGCACAGACACUUUUGGAUUGGAUUUUGAGCAUCUUAAGUACUGUCGUUUUUAACUUGUAUACUUUUAAAGUCAUUUUAAUGCUGGAGAGAGCCACACGAUACUCCAUCCACUACCUCAGUGCCAUUCUGUGAUUGGUUCAUUGUCUGGAGGAAUGCCGCUUUAACUUAUUCAUUAAAUUAUAAAUAGGCAUAAUGUUAAUUUGGUUUAGUUUAUCAGUUUUAACCUUUUGUCAGCUUUUUAUAUCACAUUUUUACAUUAAAUAUGUUUCUUGUUUAGGAAUAAAUAUGUCCUGUUGUUAAAUAUUGCAUAGUUUCAUAAUUUUUUAAAUGAUGAUUGGUAAUGUUGUCAUUCCAUGGUGCUGUUUUGUAAUACAGAAUGUUUGGUCAUCAUAAUAACUACUAAGUCAACACUUAAAUGUUUUCCUAUUUAGCAGCAUCUAUUUAAUGGAAAAGAGUGUUAAUAUACAGUACACCGGAGAUUAUUUGGUUUUCAAUUAAACAGUGUUUUGUUUGUAGGAAUACAUGCAAUCUUGUAGUGCUCCAUGUAUUUAGAAGCACAAAUGUUGUCUGUGCCAUUAUAUUUUAAUAAUUGAUAGAUGUGAGUUGACGGUAGCCU